Messenger RNA from Synchiropus splendidus (mandarinfish), 6751 nucleotides. RefSeq names its product heat shock transcription factor 2 (gene hsf2). The record is from RefSeq and is a predicted model, not a curated record. Gene Ontology annotation, biological process: regulation of DNA-templated transcription. The coding region runs from base 89 to 1597 and encodes 502 amino acids. Gene Ontology annotation, molecular function: DNA-binding transcription factor activity; sequence-specific DNA binding. The transcript has 12 exons. NCBI's taxonomy places the organism in Eukaryota, Metazoa, Chordata, Actinopteri, Syngnathiformes, Callionymidae.
UGUUGUGUCACAAACGGUGCGCACACUUCAUUUCAUUGAAUGUUUAGAGAUUUUGCCUGGCUACCGUUGUGGUUUAAGUUACCAAAAAAUGAAACACAUUUCGAAUGUGCCCGCGUUUCUGACCAAACUGUGGAGGCUGGUGGAGGAGCCGGACACCAAUGAACUGAUCUGCUGGAGUCAGGGUGGUGGCAGCUUUAUGGUGCUAGAUGAGCAACGGUUUGCCAAGGAGAUCUUACCGAAGUUCUUCAAGCACAACAACAUUACCAGCUUCAUCAGACAGCUGAACAUGUAUGGAUUUCGGAAAGUACUGCACAUUGACUCUGGUAUUGUGAAACAAGAAAGAGAUGGCCCUGUUGAGUUUCAGCACCCUUAUUUCAAACAUGGCCAGGAUGAUCUACUGGAAAAUAUCAAGAGAAAGGUGUCCAACACUAGGCCAGAAGAAAAUAAGACUUGCCAAGAAGACCUUUCCAAGAUUUUAUCAAGCAUUCAGAAUGUUCAUAGCAGACAGGAGAACACAGAUGCUCGACUGUCAACACUAAGAAGGGAAAAUGAAUCACUUUGGAGAGAGAUCUCUGAUUUACGACAAAAACAUUUACAGCAACAGCAGCUUGUCAAGAAGCUGAUUCAUUUCAUUGUCACGUUAGUGCAGAAGAACCACAUCCUGAAUUUAAAGCGCAAAAGACCAAUUCUGAUGAACAGUAAAGGAAAGAAACAGAAGUACAUCCAUCCCAUUUUUGAAGACAAGGUUUUCGCGGAGCAGUUGCCUGUCAACACUCUUGAUGUUGUCAAAGGUUCAGAGACAUUAGAGGACGUCAUAAUCUGUGACAUAUCGGAGAAGAGCGGCAAGGCUGAGGACUCAGAGGGGUCCCCUAGGGUCUUCGAGCAAAGUGACAUUGAGAUUGUGGAGGUGGAACUGCAUGGCUGUGCCCCUGCCGAGGAAGUAGCCAGCAAAUCGACUGGAACUGUGGAACAGCAGAGGGGCGACACUCUUGGCAGUAAUGGAACCACAAGCGGUCCCCUGCAGCUCAAUUGGACAUCCAGCUUAAGUUUAGAGGACCCUGUCAAGAUGAUGGACUCGAUACUAAACGACAACAACACUUUAACACAGAACAUUAACUUGCUGGGCAAGAUGGAGCUGAUGGAUUAUCUAGGUAGUAUUGACUGCACUCUGGAGGAUUUCCAAGCCAUGUUGUAUGGAAAACCAUUUGAUGUGGAACAUGAGGAUAAGUCCAUCAAGGAAAGUCCCUUGCAGCUGCACUGCACCAAGUUAGAUGAGGAGUGCAAUGCAGAUAAGCAGCUCAUCCAAUUCACCUCAUGCCCCCUCCUGGGCCCUCUUGAUGGCUCCACCACAAUGGAUCUGGACUUGGGAACAAGCAGUGGAACUAGGUCGACCCUUCAGUUGACCUGUGAAUCUGAGCCCCCAACAGAACUGCUUGACUCGGUUCCGGAGCAGAAGUCAACGGGCCACAGUUCCUUGAUACAUCUUGAGCCCCUGACUGAGGCUGAGGCUAGCGAAGAGACCCUCUUUUUCCUAAGUGAACUCGGGGAGACGGAAGGAUAUCCUUCGGACUUGGACAAAGUGUGCACAUUUUCUUGAUACAUCACAUAUGAUCAAGCUGCUGUUGCUGACCCCUCCCUUUUCAUAGCCUCAUUUAAAUAUGCCAAUACUAUCACCCCUGUCUUUCAUGAUCAGAAACCCUGCAGACAAGAGGUCAAUAUUUAGAUUGCAGAAUUACUCACCCAAACAUGACAGCACCAAGUAUAUAUGGCACAUCACACGACACACGCCACUAUUUUCGUUGUUCAGAUUGGAUGUCCGUCCAUAUUGUGCUGCUAAAACAGGACUGUUUUCGUGUGAUACACUGUUCAUUAAUGUUGACUGAUGAUUUAGGUUGGUUCUGGGGAUGCACAUGUGCAGCCUUGUGUGAACUUGGCAACCAGAGAUGUUUGUUGCAUCAAUGGAAUGUUGAUGUGGAAAACAAAUGUGUGGUCACAACUGUGAAAAGGGCACCAAUGAAACAGGAUCCAUAGUGAAAGUGCUUUUCCUGCAACCCAGCGAUGGCUUCCAUUACACCAGGAAAACCCGCUCUUGAAUUUAUAGUUAAUGUGUGUUUAUUGUUCAUGUGUCGCCUCGCGGUGCUGCCAAGUUGGUGUAAAGCAACACAGGUUUCUCCGCUCAUGUUCAGGGUUGAUACAUACAGACAUAUGGAUAUGCCACAUUUUUCUGCGUACACACCCUGAUACAUGAGGUCCCCGGUCUGUAAAGACAAAUCAUAUCUUGUGAAUAGGGCUGGGUAUCGAUUCUAAUUUCAAGAAUCGAUUCGAUUCCGAUUCUCAUGACUUAGAAUUGAUUAUCACAAUUCAAUUCGAUCCGAUCCGAUCCAAUCUCGAUUCAGGUUAGUAUUUAAACCAUUUUCUGAGCUGUUGUCAUAAUCACACGACAAGUUACGCAACGUAUUACUACUAGUAUCAUAUUGACAUUCAACAGGAAAUUAAUGAAGGAUUCAUAGUAAAUGAUAAUAAAGAUCCAGACACAGAAGGCCAGAUGUGACUGCUCAUGGGACUGGUGCGUUAUUAGAAAUAUGACAUUAAAAAUUCACCCAAAAGCUGCUGCUUUUUCAUACUAAUGCGUUUUUAUGUUAUUAUCAAAAUGAAAAAAAGAUAUUCUCAGCCACUGAAAGUCUAAACAGAGUGCUGGUUACUGACUUCACAGCAACCUGACGGUCGUUGCGCAGUAUGUAAACAGUUCUCUGUGGUCUGUAGUACGUACGACAGGAGGUUCCACUCCUCAUCAAUAUAGUGAGUUGCCAGAUUCGUGUAAGAUUGAGAGAUGUCCACGUAUGUCCACCCUGACUGCUGACUGAAGCUUACUCUCCACGUUUUCUUUUACUGACUGGUGCAUGUUUGUGAUAACAGACGUUUGCGAGGCACCAUAACGUAGUGUGGCUCUGUUAAGUAACAGAGCCGCCUGAAGCCCUCGUUUUCAACGACGGAAUACAGGCGCAUAUCUUUGCAAAUUAAGCCCGCAAUCGCUUCAGUUAUUUUGACCGAGCGUGCAGAAUUACCCGCUAGUGGUAAAGUUCGCUCGAGUUCCAUUUGUUGUGGCCCGGUGGAUGGCUUGGAAAGGAGCGCUGGGUGAUGUCGCGUCACGUGAUUCGUGAGGUCGUCAAAGGGGUUGGAGAGAACCCGGAGAGUAUGUGUUAAAACGUAAAUUGAUUAAUCCGAUCUUUGGACCUACGAAUCGAUUCAGAAUCGGAAAAUCGAUUUUUUAAACACAGCACUACUUGUGAAUGCAAAAUAUGGCUUUAAUAUAUAUGUACCUUCUUUCAUCUGCUGUGUCCUAUAUUCAACUCAGUCUUGGCUGUCCUGUCAUUUCUGGUGCCUCUAUUUUCAAUAUCUUGCUUAUUAAAGUGUGCUGAUUGGUAAGGAUAUAGACAACAAAAUAGGUUUCUGGUUUGAUUUAUUUUAGCAAGUUCUAAAAUGACCGCGGGUGAAGGACAGACAAGUCACAUCUCAAAGCAGACUUUACAAGAACCACUGAGCCACAACACUCAUUAAAUAUUGAGAGCAAAUAAGGAACAUAAAGAUCAGGAUCACAGUAGAGCGUUACAACUACAUGUGAACACAACAAACCAAGUGUACUUUAACUUCCAGACACUAGAGCACUUUUGCAUCUGCUGUAAAUGUGAAAACACGGAAAAGCAUGCAGCUCUAUACAUUUAGUGGUGUAGCCAAAAGCUGGCGCACUCAGUCGAAGUCUCGGUUGACCAGAACCAACGGGGCCACCAGGGUCCACACAUAGAGGGCGAUGCAGAUCCAGCUUGAUGAGAUCUUCACCCACACAGAUGGCCACUUACUGGUCAUUACCUCAUAGUUAGAGUCCGGGCUGUGGGGGUGUAAGUACCAAGUUAGAUGUCACAGCAAAUACAGAAUGGAAACAUGGUUGGUCUUCAAUUUUAUCAGGAGCCAAGCUGUUUCUAUACCUGUACCAGUUGGUCAGUGUCAUCAUGAUGUAAAGCGAAGCCAGAAAGAGCAUGAAGUGAAAGAAGGAGUAGGAGUAGGUGACACCAUCCUUCUCGUUGUCCACCACUCGGCUUAAACUGCUACCCUCUUCAAUGCUGUCAGGUUGAGGUCCAUCUUCAAUCAGAGCUGACUCGUCACUGGUAAGUGUCAGCUUGUUAACUUGUGUAUUGGACGAGUUACGGAUACUGGCAAGAGAGAGAUGAGUUCAGACAAUGUUGCCAUGUCCACAGCGCAGCGGGCUUCCUCACCUGGAGUAGAGGACGCACAUCAGGAAGAGGGCUAAUCCAAUAAGGCCCUGAGCAUCCCACCACUGAACCACUGUCUCCUGAGUGGCAUGACUUGUCGUGUUCAUACCAAUGAUACCCAGAAGGCUCGGGUUACACUGCCUGUCUGUGAGGUACAAACCACAAGUCAGUUGACCAAUGUCAAAAAAACUGCUGUGUUUAUUGAUACCAAGUAGAGAAGCAUCUUAUAUAAUAGUUUCAAACUUUCUGAAAAUGCUUGGUUUAAACAAUGUAUUACCCAUUCCACACACCAGUCUACACGCCAGUCACACACUAGCCAUUAUUGCUGCUGAGGAUUUUAUACAUUGACAAAGGCACCAUGCUCCAUGAGGAUGGUUUUGUAGCAUGAUUGUCCUACAGGUUUGGGCAAUAUUUGAUAUUACAAUUAAAAGAUUUGACACAAUCUUACCAGGCUCAUUUGUCAUGGCAGACCAGGUCAAGUACAUGGUGUAGAGCGUCACCAGGGAUGACUGGAGCAGGCCGGAACGUGGCUGGGACUCCUUCACACACACACAUUUAUUUUGUACAUAGUGGCAUUAAAACGGUCAAUUGAAUUGAGUGCAUACGUUUAUGUGUGUGCACUUGUUUAUACUACCUAGUCAGGAACAAUUCCUGACAAAACACCGUCCUGGUGGGGACCUUCUUUAUGGGAAACUUUUGCCAGCCCCCACCAGUCCAAACCUCAAUUUGAGGUUGCAAAUGUCAAAGUAACUGGGUCAUUAUGAUUAGCUCUAGGUUUGGUGCAGAGUCAUGGUUAAGGUGAGCCAUUUGUUUUGGGUGUGUGUGUUUGUGUCUAUACCUGAAUUUGAGGAAGCACAGACAUGACGGAGGCAGCAAUGCAGAGCAGCAUGUUGAUGCUGAUGAAGACCUUGUUUUCAGUGCAGUUGUCUGGGCGAGUGUAAUAAAUGAAGAACAAGACCAGUGCAAGCAGAGACAGCAGGUAGUUGACGGCAGUGACGGACAGCAGUGCUGAGAACAAAGAUUGUCAAAGAUGAAAUCUCACUCUCCGUUCAUCUUUAAAACAAUAUUCAUGCCACCUGCAUUCAUCGUCUGUUUGAUCAAAACUGAGCUCGAGACCCACAACUGAUGGAUGGCUCCUCUUGGGUCAACGUACCUGCGUACCAGCAGCGAGAGUUUCCCUCCUCCAUGUUGUCCACCCAAGACUCGUUCCAGGAGUGUGCAAAGUCGAUGAGUAAAACCAGCUGAAUGAGAAUGAAGCAGAAGGCUCCAGCCAUACCCACGUAAAACCAGACUGUGAACAGAAGCACAGAUGAUGUUAAAGUCAUCUCUUGCUGCUUUAAGUGCGACAACUUCCAUGGCCAUGAUCAAACCUGAGUCAGGAAGAAGACAAAAACUUGAAGUUAUACUAGCAACAAACCCAGUGUUCUUCCCAUGGACCCGCACUUAGUCUUUUUACUUCAUACACAAAAGCAGAACUACCUGUUGUAAAGGAGCCAUCAGCGAUGAAGAAGGAUCCAACCACAAUCGCAGUUGCAGCUGCAAACUUGAAGAACCAGAACCUGCAGAAAAGACAUUGACUCAGAUGCAAAUACAGAUGUCGUCUCUCUAGCAGUUCCUUGCAGAACAACUUCCAAAGAAACCAUUUCUUUGGAUGGUAGUGGUAGUUCAAUGCAAAUAUCCCAACACUCCAAUUCACCAAAUCUAAAACAACAUACUCUGUUGCCUAUUUCAAGUGUUCCUUAUAAACAUGACCAUGUCAAACAAUUUUGAGAACCUUCAGAUAGCUUGCCAAAAGGUUUAAAUGGACAUAAUAGGUGAUGGAAAACAACUUAAACUUCACAUUUUGCUGGGAUAUGAAGUCCAAAGAAAUGACAAAAUUGAGGUCUGGAUUAACUGAAUAAGAGUUGAGAGUUUCAUUGAUCAAGGAAUCAUUGCCAGCCAUUCGACCUAGCAGGAUAUAUUGUGUUCAGCAUAACGUGAAUUAUGCUGAAAAAAAAAACAGGCAGAGUACGAUACAGUUUCUCCAUCUCAGUUUCAAAACAUUCCUGGCGGAAACCCAUGUUACAUGUAUAUUGGUGCUUUUGAAUUGUUCACACAGACCAAUGAAGACCUCAUGAUUCAAGAACUAGAGCUCUCUGUUACGUGCCUCAUGGUUCAGGCAUCACAGGGUUAAUAUCUGGAGGUUUGACUUCUGACGCAUGUUCAUGUACCAAGCACGACAUAUUCCUGUUUCACUGAUGCUAAAUACAAUCAGAACCCUAUGGACCCUAAAUGACAGUUUUGCAGGUUUCCGUGUAAUGUGUGCAACACAGUAAAUUGUUGAAGAAAUCUGUAAGUAGAAUCGUAGAUGGAAAUGCUAUAAAAUCACCUGUUUCAUUUUCUUUCACUGCCAUUGAGAAUCAAUAAGAGAGUUACUAAGGAACUGAAUUGUUAAACAGCAAAAACGGAAUCAAAAAGAAAAAUUAAAUCUGUUCAAAUGUCAU